ACAAUUGUGAAACGUUUUAGWGAAAAAAUAUUUCGUUUGUGAAGAUUCAAGUGAAGAUGCCUUACUCUUUGAAACAGCUAGAUCAACGCUAUCAAGAUGUUUGUAAUAACGUACAAGAUGCUAAGGAAUACACACUACAGCAUUUGAAGACUACUAUUGAGAUCGAUCUUCAGGAUUUUUUCGAUGAUCUUCAUGCCAAGAACCUGGAGGAAUGUGAAACUGAGUUUGAGUUGAUUGAAGAAACCAUUYGUCAGUGUMGGGUGGCCAUUAGAAAUGAGAAAUCUCRACGCAUGCUGCAAGAUGAAAUUCAUAAGACGACUAACAAAGCCACCGAAAAGAUUGUGCAGAAACAUGCAUUCAAGCUUACAAGGAGAAAGAUGCGUUUACAAAAAGCAACGCCAUAUCCAA
Molecule: messenger RNA, 408 nt
Organism: Actinia tenebrosa (Australian red waratah sea anemone)
Lineage: Eukaryota; Metazoa; Cnidaria; Anthozoa; Actiniaria; Actiniidae
Source: RefSeq, a predicted model, not a curated record